This is a messenger RNA of Chlorella variabilis, 3033 nucleotides long. RefSeq names its product expressed protein. Lineage: Eukaryota; Viridiplantae; Chlorophyta; Trebouxiophyceae; Chlorellales; Chlorellaceae. The record is from RefSeq and is a predicted model, not a curated record. Bases 1 to 3033 code for a protein of 1010 amino acids. Gene Ontology annotation, molecular function: amino acid transmembrane transporter activity. Gene Ontology annotation, biological process: amino acid transmembrane transport. The transcript has 13 exons.
AUGGAGGGCAGCCCUCGACGCCUUCCCUCCGUGGAGCCGCCAGAGAGCUUCCAAGGCACGAGGCUGCCAUCCAGGACAGCCUCCGAGGAGGAGAUGGCCAGCACCCUGGCCAGGGGCUUGGCGCGGCGGCAGCGGCAGCCAGCCGGCAGCGGCGGCCAGCCCUCAGCUUCAGGCCCCGGCGCCGGCCCACCCGUGCAUCUCGUCUUCCACCGCGAGGUCACCCUGGAUGUGGAAGAGGCCGUCCACGCAAUCGUGCACAUGCAGCCGCUGCCCGCCUCCCCACGCUCAGCCCCUCCAACCGCGCCCGCCGACCAGCAGGCUGCCCCGCCGGCCAGCCCUCAGUGGCAGGUGGUGAGGGAGGUGGGCUGGCAGCAGGACAGCGAGGCGGCUGGCAGUCCCGGCAGCAGCUUCUUCUCAGCAGCCUCGGCAGCCUACUCGGCCGGCAGCGGCAGCGGCAGCACCAGCAACGGCACCAGCUCACCUGUCCCCACUGGCCCCCAGGCCGAGCCCCUCACCAGGGAGCAGCUGCACCCGGCGGUACCACCUCCACCACGCCCGGGAGCCGCCGCUGAAGCCCCAGCCCCUGCAGCGUUGCCCGCAGCUGGCAGUGCGGGCGUGGCGGCACCUACGCCCCAGGACAGGCAGCAGGAGCAGGAGGCCGGGCUGCCUUCCGGCGCCAGCCAGACCACCUCACAGACGGAAGGGCCCCGCGCCCCGCCCCCCACACCCACCGACACAGGCAGCCCUCCCAGCAGCUUGCCGCCAGGGGUGGCUCAGGCGACAUCCCCAGACGCGCAGCAGCCGCGGCAGCUGGCAGGUAGGGCCGUGACGCCUCCACGGCGCAGCCGGCUGGCCGUCGGGGCGUCGGCCUCCUCUCAGCCCGCGCCAGAAGGCGCGGCAUCCCCGGCACAGCCACCAGCCUCCUCCCCGCUGCCUCACACCCCCUCUGCCAGCUCUGCCAACGAGCCCCAGCUGACGGUGAUCCACGGCCCGUGGCCGCCGCCGCCGUCGCCGCCGCGCCAGAUAGCCUCGCCGCGGGGCCGCCCGCAGCACACCCGCAGUGGCAGCAACCUGGCCUCGGCGUUCUCCGACGGCCAGCAGGCGGGGCCCAGCUGGCGCCAGCUGGACGACGGCAGCUGGGCCAGCUCAGCAGAGGUGGAAUGGUACGAGGCAGAAAGCCGGGCUGAGGCUGCAGCUGCAGCUGCCGCCGAGGAGGCCAGCGCCGCCCUGCUGGGCUGCCCGCUGGUGGAGGCGGCCUCGCAGUCGCCGCCGCUAUCUCCAGUCACCACUCAGCUGCUGUCCAUGCGGCACCCAUCCACCGACCUGCGCCGAGGGCCCCAGCGUGCCGCCAGCCUCGGCCUGACCAAGCCGGAGCGGCAGCCCUCCCUCAUGUCCCCAGAGCGCCAGCACUCCCCGCUCCGCCUGCCAUCCGCACCCGCCAUGCCGGAGCCAGAGCCAGAGAUCCAGCCCGAGGCGGAGCCCUCGCCGCCCCUGCAGCAGGCAAACGGCAGCGGCAGCGACGCAGGCCGCGCCAGCCCCGGCGCCAUGCGCCCCCAGCGCAUGCAAGUGCUGAAUGCCUCGCCAGACGUCACCCCGAGCGGCCCGACCGAGCCCGGCCUCUUCCCAGCCGCCGCGGCGUCUGGCGGCGGCAACGGCGGCGGCUUCAGCUCGCUUGGGGGGCUGCCGGUGGAGCUGCUGGAGAAGCGGGAGCGGCGCAAGCAGCCUGCUGACCUGAGCCCACGAGAGGCUUACUCGGGGGAUGAGGCAGCCUGGCGGCGGGCCGACCUGCGCACGCCGCUGCUGGCCAUGCCGCUGCCGACGGAAAGCGAGGCGGAGGAGGGCCUGCCCGCCUCCUUGGCUGGCCACGCCAACCUGUGGGCCAGCACCGCCCUGCUGGCCACUCCGCUGCUGGGCGUCGGCCUUGUGGCAGCACCCCGCGUCUUUGCUCUGCUGGGACUGGUGGCGGGCAGCAUCAGCCUGGCUGCCACGGCGCUCGCCUCCUUCCUCUCCCUCUCCAUCCUGCUCCGCGCAAGCAGGCGCACGUCAGGCUACCUGCACGGCAGCAGCUAUGCCGCCGUGGCGUGGGCUGCGCUGGGGCCUGCUGGGGCUGUGGUCACCGACCUAUCGCUGGCGCUCAACUGCUUCGGCCUGAUGGCUGCCAGCCUGGUGGUGUUGGGAGACAUCCUGGUUGGGAGCGGCUCAGAGGGGUUGCUGGGGGAGUGGAGCGGCGACCGCGCGACUGUGCUGGCUGUGGUCGUGCUAGUGGUGCUGGCGCCGCUGGCGUCCUGCAGGGACCUGUCGGCCCUGGCGGGGAGCAGCGCCUUGGCCCUGGUAGCCAGCUGCAUGGCGGCGGCGGCUGUCCUGGCGCUCACGGCACUGGCCGCCAGCCAGCACGCCCUGCACCACCCCCGCGCCUGGCCCGCCUGGCCCGAGCUGGGCGCCGGCGGGGCGGGCUGGUUCCGUAGGGCGGCAGAGGUGCUGGCGGUGGUGCCGAUGCAGCAGGUGCGACCCAGCACGACUGCCCGCGCCCACAGAGCCAGCGGGCUGGCUCUGGCCUACGGCUCCGUCCUGCUGGCGCUGCUGGGGAUCUGUGGUUACGCACUGUUUGGCAGCGGCGUGCAGCCCGAUGUGGUGCUGGAUCUCAGCCCCGAGGCGCUCGUCUCCCUGGCGGGGGACCCCUUGGGCCGCGCCGCCUACCUGCUGGUCCACCUGGCGCUGGCGGUGUGCCUGGAUGCGCUGUGGCGCGUGCUGUUCUGGCAGCCGCUUGUGGGCAGCGCGGGGCUCUACCUCGUGACUCUGCUGGCAGCGGUGGCGGCGCUGUGGGCCAGCCUGGCCCUGCCGCCAGGCUCCCUGUGGACGCUGCUCAGCCUGCUGGGUGGCAGCACGGGCGCGCUGCUGGCCCUGAUCCUGCCUGGCCUGGUGGCCGUUCGCCAGGACGGCAUGGCGCAUACCUGUGGCGGUGCAAUGCUGGUGGUGCUGGGAGCCGCCCUGGCCAUCGCCGCCAUCCUGCGCCUCGCUUUCUUCGCGGCCUGA